GUGCUCAAAAAGAAAGAAAAGUCAACAUUAGUCAAGUGAAUUGUUCAUAAAAUGCUAUAGUGUACGAAGAAAAUACCAUUUGAUCAAAAAAAUCUAAUAAAUUUCGUUUCCAGAAGGUCGUUAAUAGAAACUUAUUAAUAUAAAUUAGUAAUUAAGUAAAUUCUAAAGUUUAUUCGGUUAGAUAAUUUAUUUACAAAACACAUCGCUCUGUGUGGUGCCUACGUCGUAUUCCUUGCAUAUAGGAAUUCGUGAAUUUACGUCAAAUAUUUUCUUGUAGGAAAUUAAUUCACGUGCUUUAAAUUUAUAUUCACCAAAAGGAAUCAAUUAAUAAAAUUGAAUUUGCAUUUAGUCAUUGAGUCAUCAGGAAAAACGGUUAGAAUUGUAAAAAUGGGUAGAUCAAGAUCGCGGAGUAAAUCGCCGAGUAGGCGGCGUCACAAGAGUAAGCACUCGCGAAAAAGAUCGAAAUCUCGUGAAAAACGUUCAACCAGUAAAUAUUCAGAAAAGCCCAAAGAACGGAGUUCAAAAUCAAGGAAAAGAUCACAUUCUCCAUCUUCCAGUUCAGCAUCAGAUAUUUCCGAUGAUAUUCACAUUGUCAGCCAUAAAAAGCGUUCUUAUCGAGACAGAGAAAGGGAUCGCAAAAUGGACGAAGUUGAAAGAUUGGCGGAAAUGGAGAGACAAAGGAAAAAGAAAGAGUUAACGAACAAAAUCCUCGUAUCGAGUGCAGUUGGAUUAGAUGAAUUAGAAAUAGAACGAAACACUCGAUACGUGUGUGCCUCUAGGCGGCAGCGUGAGGUGGAGCAAAAAAUGGUUGAGGAGGAAGCUGCAAAACGAAUCGAGGAACUUGUACAAAAAAGAGUUGAGGAAGAGCUCGAGAAACGAAAAGAGGAAAUUGAGGCCGAGGUACAAAAAAGAGUUGAAGAGGCUAAACGAGCCAUGGAACGACAAAUGAUGGAGGAAAUGGAAUGGCGACAAGCAAAACUACGCGAAGAGGAAAAGCGACGAGAGGAAGAAGAGCGGAAAAAGCGCGAGGAACUCGAGAGGAUCAUGGAGGAAAACAACAGAAAAAUUGAGGAAGCACAAAAGAAAUUGGCCGAGGAAAGACUUGCAAUGGUCGAGGAGCAACGAUUAAUGGAAGAAGAAAGGCAAAAAAUGAGAAAAGAACAUGAAAAACGAGUGAAAGAAGAACAGAAAAAGAUUCUUGGAAAAAAUAAUUCGAGGCCAAAAUUGUCUUUUUCACUAAAAUCAGUAACGUGAGUCUCGGGCCUAAUUGAAUAAUAUAAUUAUAUAUAUAUUGAAAACAUUCUUAAUAAUGUCAGUUUAAAAACUGAUUAACAAAAAUGAACCUUUAAACUUGUAAAUUUCAUUGCGCUUUGUAAAUUUGCAAGAUUUAUAAUCAUUUAUAUUUAUAAUAUAGGCUUUUGAAAAUACUUGAAAAUUUCUCCUUUUAUUCUUCUUUUCUUUUAUUUAAAUUUUUUGUAAUUUUCACUACACCUUUUUUUUAACUCACUGUAAAAUUUUACUAUAUUUCAAGUAUUUUCAAAAUUGCGUAUAUUAUUCCUUUUUUUUUAAAUUUACCUUUAUGUACUUUUGAAUGAUGAUCUUUUGAGGAAAAUUGUGUUUUAUAAAUUUCGCAAAGAAAGAAAAAAAAAAGAUUGAAAAGAAUUUUCCAAAGAUCAGUAAAUUUUUAGAAUCGUUUUUGAUUCUCGAUAGGAUAGUUUUUUUUUAAAUGUAAAUUACACCUGAGAAGAUUAAAAAUAUUCUAAUUUGCAAAAAAAAUUUCAAAAUUGUAUUAUAUUUUCUUUUUUUCGCUUUCAAUUGAUUGUUUCUUUUUCUUUGUAAAUUCUCAUGUUUUCGAUAUUCGAAUUUGUUGAAUUGUUUCUCUCGUGAAUAUAUGAAAUUUUCAUGCAAAAAUAUGAAAGAAAAAGGAAUAAAAAUAUUAAGCUUAAGAAAAAAGCGAUAAUUGAAAGUCGAAUUUUAGAAUAUGUUAAUCUUUUUAAGCUAGCAACUGAAGUGAUAAAAUAGAAUUUGUAAUAGUUGCAGAAAUAAAAUGUUUAGGGCGUUAUACUUUUACAUAAUUUUUUUUAGCUAGAGAAACAUACGAAUUUGUGAUUUUUGAUGUGUUUCUAUUCAUCUGCAAUUAUUGAAUAAAGUCACGAGUUUCAGUUACUAUAAUAGUGUGUAAUGGAUGACUUGUUACUUGAAGAAUAAACAGUUCUUUUUUAUUAAUAA
Molecule: messenger RNA, 2229 nt
Organism: Leptopilina heterotoma
Lineage: Eukaryota; Metazoa; Arthropoda; Insecta; Hymenoptera; Figitidae
Gene: Arglu1
Product: UPF0430 protein CG31712-like
Exons: 6
Coding region: 388-1254 (288 amino acids)
Cellular component (GO): mitochondrion; nucleoplasm
Molecular function (GO): cadherin binding
Source: RefSeq, a predicted model, not a curated record